AUGCAUCAACCGCCGUACCCCCCGAGCCAGGCACAGCCGAUGCCCCCCGACAUGCACCCGCAUCCCCACCAGCCGCCGUAUCCCGCGCACCAGAUGCAGCAGCUCCCGUCAAUGCCCCCACCGAGCACCCAAUACCAAGAAACCGUUCCGAUGACAGGUCCCAGAGCGCUACAGCCAGGCCAGUCCUCCGCCGACUCCUCCCAGCCGUCGCCGUCGCAGUCGCAGGAGCGCGCCCCCCUCACUCCGGAGCAGAAACGCCAGCAGGAGUUGAACCUCAAACCGUACUCGUCCGAAGAUGACCAGAGCCGGGUAUACUCGUAA
Molecule: messenger RNA, 321 nt
Organism: Chaetomium globosum CBS 148.51
Lineage: Eukaryota; Fungi; Ascomycota; Sordariomycetes; Sordariales; Chaetomiaceae
Exons: 1
Coding region: 1-321 (106 amino acids)
Source: RefSeq, a predicted model, not a curated record